CAAAUUUGAUGCUUCAAUUUCCAAAAUAUGAACACACUCUGCAAACAACUUUCUUUUCAAAGGAUAAGUUAGUAUUAUAGGAUAAGUUAUAAGUAAUAGCUAACGAUAGUAGUAACUAAGUAGGAUUAAGUUAGAAGUAAUAACUGUGGUUUUAAUGGCACAGGUGAGUAAAAAUGGUCGGUGCCAUCACUGGCAAUGAGGGCUGACCUCUGAACAAUCGUAACAUCGGCCCGGACCUAGUGCUGCAGAUUUCUUAUGUAGACUCUGAGUUGCACUAAGGGGUCAGGAGCCACCAGUUUUGGAGAAAGCUCUUGUCAUGUUUAUGAGUGCUUGAAAUCCUGCUCUCAUUAUUUCUUGCUUUAACCAUAGCAGUGACUGCCUUAAGGUGAACUUCCAGCCUCUAGUUUUAUCUCUUUGAAUUCAUCCACACUUGCCAAAGUAGACCUACUCAUGCUGCACUUCAAAAUCUUGUCGCUGCUCUUUUGCCUAUGUGAUAUGUAAAACCGGUAGAUAGUGUGACCCCACUUACAUUUGCUACCUCCUCUCCAGAGCUUGUUGCUUGCAUAUUGCAUGCUUUUGCAGUCUUUGUCUCCUUGUGCUUGGUCUUUUGCCUGCAGUGCUGAUUUGUAAAUUCCUGCUUACCUUGCUAGACCCAAGUCCAGUGAUCAUGCUUUGUGAACACAUUCCCCUUCAGGACACUUGGCAGUUGCUAUGUCUUAUCAUCCACAGCAUGUGUGCAUUUGUUCUUGAUGACCUACUGUAUGCCAGGCAUGGUGCUAAGACAUUGGCGAGAUUCUGCACUCCAGGAACUUGGCAUAGUACGCCUCUGUUACAGCACUUAAGUUUUGGAGUAAUUAUUUGUAUACCCUUCACAUGGAACUCUUUGAUGCUAAUGACUAUUUCCUCUUCAUAUUUGCAUCACUUCUAUUGUUAUUAUAGGAUAACAAUUUAAAAAAUAUAAUUUUAUUAUAUCUGACAUUUUCUGAACCAGAGUUUUUUGGUUUUUUUACCCCCCUUUUUCAGUGAUGAGUAUGUAGGAUAUAUAGUCUUUGGUCCUUUGUCUUGUCAAAGUGAUUGAUUCUUUCAUUCAUUCAACAAAUAUCUGAGUGCUUACUUUGUACCAGUACAUGUUUGAAGCUCGUGUGUGUCUUUGGUAUAUAAUUUGUAACUUUCAGACCAGCAAGUUCUAUAUGUGCCAAUAUCUUCUUAGAUUUUAAUGUUUAAACUGAAAUCUACCAAUAGCUAACAUUUAUCUUGGGCUUACUAAGUGAUAACUAGAUGCUGUUCUUGAUAUGUUGAUGAGCCAGUACUGUUUGACUCUAGUUCUCAAAGCAACUCUAAUCAAGUGGCGUUACCGUUUCUUGGUGUGCACGAAGACAACGCAAGCAGUUGAGGAAAUUGCUAAGAAGUGUGUACUGGGGAUGCUUUAGGAAGAGACUGAAUGCCGAGGCGAGUUCCAGUCCAAAGGUGUUUAAUUUACCAAGAAGAAAGUGAACAUCAUGGAUCAGAACAACAGCCUGCCACCUUAUGCUCAGGGCCUGGCCUCCCCUCAGGGUGCCAUGACUCCUGGAAUCCCCAUCUUCAGUCCGAUGAUGCCUUACGGCACAGGACUGACUCCACAGCCUAUUCAGAGCACCAACAGUCUGUCCAUCUUGGAGGAGCAGCAGAGGCAGCAGCAGCAGCAGCAACAGCAGCAACAGGCGCAGCAGCAGCAGCAGCAGCAACAGCAGCAGGCUCAGCAGCAGCAGCAGCAGCAGGCAGUGGCGGCCGUUCAGCAGUCAGCAUCCCAGCAGGCGACGCAGGCGGCCUCGGGCCAGACACCACAGCUCUUCCACUCACAGACUCUUACCACUGCACCCUUGCCGGGCACCACUCCCCUGUAUCCCUCCCCCAUGACCCCCAUGACCCCCAUUACCCCCGCCACGCCAGCCUCUGAGAGCUCUGGGAUCGUGCCGCAGCUGCAAAAUAUUGUAUCUACGGUGAAUCUUGGCUGUAAGCUUGACCUAAAGACCAUUGCACUUCGUGCCCGAAAUGCUGAAUAUAAUCCCAAGCGGUUUGCUGCUGUUAUCAUGAGAAUAAGAGAGCCCCGAACCACUGCACUAAUAUUCAGUUCUGGGAAAAUGGUGUGCACAGGAGCCAAGAGUGAAGAGCAGUCCCGACUAGCAGCAAGAAAAUAUGCCAGAGUUGUACAGAAAUUAGGUUUUCCAGCAAAGUUCUUGGACUUCAAGAUUCAGAAUAUGGUGGGGAGCUGUGAUGUGAAAUUCCCCAUAAGGUUAGAAGGCCUCGUGCUGACCCACCAACAAUUUAGUAGUUACGAGCCCGAGUUAUUUCCUGGUUUAAUCUACAGAAUGAUCAAACCCAGAAUUGUUCUUCUUAUUUUUGUUUCUGGAAAAGUUGUUUUAACAGGUGCUAAAGUCAGAGCAGAAAUUUAUGAAGCAUUUGAAAAUAUCUACCCUAUUCUAAAGGGUUUCAGGAAGACGACAUAAUGGCUGUUAAUGUACUCCUGCCUCUGCACCCACUUGUUCUUUUUUUAAAAAACAAAUCAGUUUUGGUACAUUUAAAUGGUGGUGUUGUGGAGGGUCCCAGUUUGGUGAGAAGAUGGGCGUUCUGUGGGUUGCAGCACCAGGUGAAGCUCUCCGGCGUGCACUCCCCGUGGCGAUGCUGGGAAGUGGUCUUCUGCGCAGAGAACACUGCAGCAUUAUGUAAGUUGCUCGUACUGUGCUGCUGUUUGAGUUGUGCUGCCUGUUUAUUUAUAUUUAGAUUUUAAACACAUACUGCUGUUGACAAGUUGGUUUGAGGUACAGAACUUCAAAUGUUAAAGCCACCUGUGCAGUUGAUUGGACUUUUUCUUUUAAUUUCUUCCCCAUAAACCAGUUUUUAUAUUUCUACCAGAAAAGUAAAAAUCUUUUUUAAAAGCGUUGUUUUUCUAAUUCGUGACUCCUAGGGGUUAUUUUUGUGCCAGACACAUUCCGCCUUUUCAGUAUUGCAGGACAGAAUAGAUGUAUUAAGGAAAACAAAUGGCUGUACAUAUUUUUCUUCCUUCGGAGUACUCUGUACAAUAAAUGCUGUUUAUAAAAGUGUUAGAUUGAUGUUAUAAAUGAUACCUUGUAAGAUUCAUGUGACCAUACUGGUAAAGUUUGUAUUUAGAUAUAAUUGCCUGAAACCA
Messenger RNA from Felis catus (domestic cat), 3166 nucleotides. It is a transcript of the gene TBP, whose product is annotated as TATA-box binding protein. NCBI's taxonomy places the organism in Eukaryota, Metazoa, Chordata, Mammalia, Carnivora, Felidae. The record is from RefSeq and is a predicted model, not a curated record. The transcript is spliced from 8 exons. Gene Ontology annotation, molecular function: DNA binding; RNA polymerase II general transcription initiation factor activity. Gene Ontology annotation, biological process: DNA-templated transcription initiation. The coding region runs from base 1500 to 2486 and encodes 328 amino acids.